GCGCGCCAGCCAGUAGGCACCGCCGUUUCCGUUCCCGAGACGGCCACGUUUCGACAGAUGCAACACCGGGACGCCGUUGGUGCUGCGAACCUUCCCGCGGAUCGUGACGAGGCGGUUUUCGAAACCAUUUCUGGCCGCAUCAACGGCUCGACCGAGCUGCAGCUCACGGUUAACGUGAAGGGCCUACGCGCCAUAAACGGCCUGCCAAGCCACAACACAAUGGGUAGCAGGAUGUUCUCAGCGUUUGUCCCGCCACCAGAACCC
Phytophthora sojae is the source of this 264-nucleotide messenger RNA. RefSeq lists its product as hypothetical. The annotation marks the transcript as partial. The transcript has a single exon. Lineage: Eukaryota; Oomycota; Peronosporomycetes; Peronosporales; Peronosporaceae. The record is from RefSeq and is a predicted model, not a curated record.